GAAGAGAGUGUAACGAGGAACACCUGCCUGCGUCCAGGCUCUCAAUCUCAAUCAAAUGGACAAUGUUUAAUAAGUUUCCUGUUUAACAAAAUUAUUCUAAAAUGGAUUGGGUCAUAUCAGAUGAAUUGUCUUUAACUGUGGGUACAGUAGUAGGCUGGAUUAGUGCUGGUGCUAUGAUAAUAGGGGGUGUCAUCCCUUAUAUACCACAAUAUAGACAAAUAAGGAAAACCAAGGAUGCAGAAGGAUUCUCUUUAUUAGUAUGUCUCGCUUUAUUGGUAGCUAACACUUUAAGGAUAAUGUUUUGGUUUGGAAGACACUUUGAAUAUCCACUAUUAGUUCAAAGUGUAAUAAUGAAUAUAACUAUGUUUAUGAUGAUCCACUUGUGUGUUAGUGUAAGAAAUAAGAAUCAGCUAGUUCAGGCGAGACAAAGAAUUUUUACAGCAAAACCUCAAGAAGUUAAGAGAUUACUAAAUUCAAAGCCUCCCCGUUCUUCCCGCAGUAUUAGUGAUUUCAACGCUAAAUACUUUUGGAAUUGGACAGAUUUCCAAUCGUACCUGGAUUGCGUUCUAAUAUUCACGAUAGCUGCUUCCUUGUUGAUGUACAUUUUCAUAGAUUAUGUGAUUUUCGUUGAAACUGUUGGUUUUUUGGCUUUGUCCACUGAGGCUAUGUUAGGAACGCCUCAAUUGGUGAAGAAUUAUAGGAAUAAAUCCACUGAAGGGAUGAGCCUUAUGAUGGUGGUGAUGUGGACUUGCGGUGACAUUUUUAAAACUACAUAUUUCCUAGUUCGAGAUGCACCAGUGCAAUUUUGGGUGUGCGGUUCGGUUCAAGUGACAGUAGACCUUUUAAUAUUGCUCCAAGUGUUCAUUUUUAAAGGGCAAUCGACACCCGCCCGGGUUACAAGGGGGAAUCCCCAUCGGGUGGAUUGAGUAGUUAUCAUUUGGACAGAGGACGAAAAAAAUCACAGAGAAGCAAACAAUUCCGAGGCGUCGUCUGACUUGAAAGAAAACAAAGUGGAUAUCGAAUCAUUAGUUAAAAAUGGUAAUUCUGACACUGUCUUUGAAUAUGGUGAUUCCUUUAAAAACAGCGAUUCUAGCGUUAAUUCAAUUAGUAAUAAAACAAAUAAAACUGUAAAUUGUAUCACUAGCGUCGAGAUACAUAAAGAAAACUGUUGUAUAGUAACUAGCAAGGCUGUUAGUAAAGAUAGUAUUGUAGAGACUGUUAAUAAUAGAGAGAGACUCGCAGUGAAUGGUGUUACCAAAAAAAGACCUUCUCAGCAGGUUUCUUACAAGGAACGUGCUAAGAAUAAAGUCAAUAAGCUUAUUCAUAGACAUACGUUAUGACAUUUGCUUUUAGCAGCUUCCAUACCAGAUUUAUUAACUUUAGUGCUUCCUUUUUUGAUGUAAGCUCUUCCCUUUGAAAGUAUUUUUCCUUUACAAGGUCUAGUUGAGCAGUCUCCAUAGGUACGAGUUUUAUGGGGGCAUUUUUACAUGAUUAGGAAUGUUAAAUAAUAUAAUUUCUUCCAAUCAUAAUUAGGUUUAUAUUUUAUAUCUAGAAAAAGAUGUAGACUUGGUUUAUUUUUAGUAUAGUAUAAAUACAAUUUCUUCCAAACUUCUUUACAAGUUAUAAAUAUAAAUUUACAAAAAAAGUAUAGUAGCAAUCUGAAUUUUUAAGAUUACUUUUUUCAAUACUUAUUUUUUCUUGGAACCAAUUUACUCUUCUUUGCUAUGGCUGUUACUCCCUUUUGAACAUCAUACUCUGUCCUAAAAUAAAAGUUAGAAUUCGUAUAAAAUAACAAUUCGAACAAAGACAGUUAUUUUUACUUCAACGAAUUCAGCUGCACGUUUCCUUUGGUUUCAAGUUAUUAUUUCUUCCUGUUCUUUUUUAUUUUUACUUUAGCUCGUUCAUCAUAAUUAAAUGUAUUGGUCCCUUGUGACAUUUGCAUUUUGAACUGUAAACAUAAAAUAAGUGUCCAAGUGUCCAGUCUAGUUGACAUACAAAUAAAAAAAAAUUUCAUUAGGGUGCGCUUAGUAAAAUAUACAAACUUCUAUAUUUCUGGGCAACUAUUGCACUUUUCUACCUAUUUUCAUAUAAAAUUAUUAAUCAGAAAAGUGUCCCAUCAUAUUUAAAAUCGUGAUUUAGUGUUUUUCUCAAAAGUAUUUGCCUGGAAGCUUUCAUAUAACUUUCAAUACAUUGCUUUAGUUGGCUGGAAAUAUAAGGAAUUCUUUGUUAUUUAACUCAAAGGUACAAUUUUAAUUUUCUGGCUACAAUUCUUGUAAUCGUAAAAAUUAGUAAACUUAUAACUUGUACUGAGAUCUGUGAGGUUAAUAAUUGUUAACCCAGAACUGGAAAAACAUCUAAUGCUAAUUAUUAUUACAGAAAAAAUUAUAAUUUCAUAAUUACGUUUACUUCAUGAAAUAAAGAGGAAUUAACUCGUGAUAUAAUCUAUUGUUAAUAUACUCAAUGUUUUUUUUCCUUUUUUUUUUUAAUUGUAUAUAGAAGUCAUUAAAAUAAACAACUUUUUCAAAAAAAACUCAAAAAUUUGAUGUGUCCAACACAAGACUUUCCUGUCUAGGUAUUACAGACUUUUUCUGGUUAUUUUGUACAACCUAUUGUAUCACCUAUGUAAAUGUUUAGAGGAUGAACUAAAUGCAUACAUUUUCCACACAUAUCUUACUCGAAACAUUUUUUGAUAUAUAUUCAUCCAACGAAAGUUCUGAAAAAUCAAAAUUUUACAUCUUUUUUCAAUUUUUUUUUCAUUACGGUACAUUUUAGAAAAAUAAUGUAUAGAAUAAAAAUUAUAAAGAAUGAUAUUGAAAACAAUUUUUAUUUGAAACAUUUUCUUAAAAAUUCGAACUUUGCAAUUUUUGUCAAAUUUCUCGAAUACAGACAAGUUUGGAAAAAUGUGGAGAAUAACAUUACAAGUAAAUUCCAUAAAAUAGAAAAACGGCCCUUGAUAAAGUACCCUCCAAAUGUUUUGACUAUGCCCAAAAUUUAAUCAAUUCGCUGCAUGACGGAUUGAACCUAAAUUAAAAAUUGAAGACCUUGGUGGAACAACGGGAUAUGCCACCAAAAGUUAGUUUUGAAAUAUUUGAGAUUGAAAUAUUUAAUCAAAUCCUGAAAUCACAUUUACACACUAAAAAAUAAACAAAGGUCAAGAAAUUCAACAAAGGCUUUUAUUAUUCAAAACAUAAGGAAAAAAUAGCAAGUUAUUUAAAUUGUCAAAAAUAUUAACAUUUUUUUGAAAAAUGUGUGACUUGUCCCCCUUUUGCCUACAGUUAUAAAUUACUUUUUUUUGGUUUAAGAACAGAAAGGGUUGUCCUCUUAGAAACCAAUAAUACUUGUGCAACUUUCCACGAACGCCUACACUGCUUUGACUACAUCUUAACACUGAUUUCUGCUAGUUCAAAAGGAAAUAUAAAAAUAAUACCAAAAAACAAAAUAAUAUAACAUUACGCUAAAUCUAAACAAGGAAAUAAGUUAAGGGACUUUAUCGCUUACUGUAAUAAUAAACAAAAAAAUAAGAGUAUUAAAAACCUAAUAUAUCCAUUUGGUUCAAUGAUGGGAUUUUAAAGACAGUCUUCACUUAACUUAAAUUAUCACUGACAUUAUCUACAUCUUCUGUUUCAAUGUCGUUUAUGUUUUGGUUUUCAGUAUCCAAAUUGCACGCUCCGAUUUCUCGAUAUAAGUGCAUGUUCACUGGAUGUAUAUAUCUUAAGAGCUGGGCGAUAUUCGAAAAAAAAAUUUUUGUUCAAAGGAAUGAGAUUGUCGUACUUUUGUUUUAGAUCCCUUAAUGUCAAUGAAACUGCGUUUCGAAUACCUCUUUACCUUAUGGUAACUUUUAAAUGGCUCAUUUAAUCUGUGUUUUACAAGUAAUUUUGGCUCUCCUUUACUAAAUUUAAAACUCAUAAUCUAACUAAAGUUGAGCUUCUCUUUUUCAUCUGUCAAGUUCUUUUUUACUAUCUGAUUCUGUAGAUCUUUAAAACAUAGAAUAUCUUUUCGCUCUAAUACAUUUACAAUGAAAGGCUUUGUUCGUUUAGAUUUUCGUACUGCUUCAUACCAAUCAUUUGGCUCAUAAACCUGCUUCAUUCCUUUCUUGUAUUUCUCUAUUAUUGAGAAAUCACGAUCGGAGGGUAAGUGCAUAUGACCAACAACUAAGGAUCUGUGUUCUACUAAUUGGAAAAACUUUUCAUUGACUAACUGCUAAUAGACCAAUUUUUGUUUUAAUCAUUGCAGUUGUCAGUAUAAACUUCUAGUUUUUUGUUUUCUCUUGAGUGGAUUUUGUUUAAAAUGUCUGUAUAAUGUGCUGGCUAUCUCAUCACUAUUUCUGUUGGCUAAGCUUUCAGUCUACAUGUACAUAUAUCCUUGACCAGUUAUACAAUCAUGUAGGCCUAAGUUAUAGACCCUUAAAUAAAAUGCAGGCCCAACUGUCAAACUUGGGAUGGGACUGGUAAGGCUUGUUGCAAAUCAAACACAAGUAUUAAAGCAUUUGCUAAGAAUGCGUUCCUGUUUUGGGCAGUGAAGCCGUCAGAAUAAAUUAUAAUUGGUGUUCUUAGUAGGGGAAGAAAGUAUUAAUUGUGCUAAGUAUUCUACUAAAAAAGAGGCGUAUGUUGAAGCUAGACCAUCAGCAUUGCUUUCAUUAUACCAGUAACAUGUGACUUCUUUUAUGGCAAGGUUAUAAAUGGUAAAGUUAUGACAGCAGAGUUUUGUUUUGUAUUUUCACUGCCUGAACAUUCAUUGUGAUGGUAUGACAUUUUCCUUGUAGCGCCGUCUCUUUAUCAGUUUCCUUCGAUUGUCUGGCUUGAUCUAUUCUGGAAAAUGAGCUUUUCAUAGUUUUAUUUGUCUUCACAUCCGUUUUUGUACAUAAAACACAGAUCACAUUGAUCUUUACGCAGUGUGAAUAUUGAUAAAUUCAUCCCACCUGCCAUAUUUUUCAUCAAACGAAAAGCAAGAACAUUCUUGUUUUUUUUUCUCACGUUCAGAUUGAUACUCUUUAUACAAAUCAAUCCAAGACUAAAAGCAUUGCUCUAAGAAUAGUCGGUUAGUAUCCUUACGGCAAUAGUGAGAUUAAAGUUUGUUCAAUUUCGUCAAAAAUUGCCUCAAAAACUCAUUUCCUGCGUGAAUGUAUCCAGACGUUUAUUACGUGAUUCAACAUCUCUUUCUUGACUUUUGGUCAUACCAUUCCCAGCUUGCAGUGCAGUCCAUUCUCCUAAAUAUGGAGUAUUCAGGAAUUCGGGUCGGUGGUGUAGCGGUCUAACGGGCUUAUAUUCAUUUAUAAGCAAGUUUAUGUGUCAGAGACUGCUGGGCUUCGAAUUCCAGACCAGACCAUGUAGAUUUUUAAUUAAAUUGCAUGGUUCGGUAUAGCAUUUGAUGUGUGCCGUAUUAAUAGAAAUUCAAUUUCUGUUGAUAUGACAUGCAGAUUAUAAAAAAUCGCCAUACAUUACCGUGUCGAUGAUGGUGGGUGAGGUUUUCCUCACCUGUAAGUCAAAUGGCACCAUCAAUCAUCUUUAAGUCGCCCCGGAGCGCCACGGAAAGUAAUAAUAAUAAUAGCCGUCCCUUUCCCCGCACAAGCUCAGCUUUUGGGGUUAAAAUUCACUCGCAAGGGGGUGAAUUAGGGAGAGUAUUAUUAUUAUUAUAUAUUUUCUUGCUAACAGGUACAUGUUCAUUUCCUACUAUAAGAUUAUAUUUUAAGGUCACAAAUCGUCGAGAUUCUUCAUUUUUUGUUUUUCAUGGUGUUUCGCAUGUUUUAACCAUAGCUGCAACAUAUAUUUUUCUAUUCCCAGUUCAUAUCCGACCAGAACUUUUUAAAAAUUUCGAAUCUUUCAUUUUCUAAAACUUCUUUUAGAUGUUUUUUUUUUACUUUACCCUUACAGCAACAUCGUUGUUUAAUUUUUUGCCUCUAUAUCUGGUGCAAUGAAAUGUGUUUUUUUGGUUUCUGGGUUUUCUAAAACCCAAAUACUCUAUCCCAGACAUUCUUAUUUUUUUAUUUAAGUUCCUUUUAUUUACUCCAAUUUUUUUCUUGAAUUUUCAACUAUAAUUUAUUCUAUUAUUUCUAAAUUAUGGCCUGCAUCAUUUAUUCUUAUUUCCUCAUUAUUGCUAGGUUCUUCUUGAUCUGUCUCUUGUUGGUUAUUUAAAACCAUUUCUUCCUCGCUUAUAUUCAAAUCUUUGUCCUUGUCAGCAUCAUUUAUUUUUAUUUCCUCAUUGCUAGAUCCUUCUUGAUCUUUCUCUUUAGCGUCAUUAUGGUUCUCUUUUUGGUUAUUUAAAACCAUCUCUUCUUCGAUAAUUUCAAAAUCUUUCUCCUCAUUUAUUUUUAUUUCCUCAUUGCGAGAUCCUUCUUGAUAUCUCUCUUUAGCGUCAUUAUGGUUUUCUUGGAGGUUAUUUGAAACCAUCAUUUCUUUGCUUAUUUCAAAAAUUUUUGUCCGCAUCAUUUGUAUUUAUUUCCUCAUUAUUUCUAAAUCUUUCUUGACCUCUAUUUUCAACAUCAUUAGGAUUCUCUUACUGGUUAUUAUGAACCAUUCCUUUCUGUGAAAAAAAAAUCACUUCUUCAAAAAUUAUUUCGACAGUAUUAAUCAUCUCAGACAAAUCUUCAGGACUUAACAUUUCAUGAAAAAUAUAAUUUUUUUCAAAAAAAUUAUUACACUUUUUUUAGUUAUACACACCAGCAAAAUUUUCUUUGUUUUCUUGUUGUUCGUGUUGAUCUAUACCCAUUUUUAUUAAUUUUUGCCCUCUGGAACACUUUGGAAACUUUCUAUACAUUGUCGUCACAGGACCUCGUAACUCCUAACUGUAAAUAAAAAGAUAAUAUUGGCUAAUUGAAACAUACAUUUUUGACGAUAAUAAACACAAAUCAGAAAAAUAACACAAUUAUUGUAAUUAUACAGCUAAGAAUCUUUUCUUUCUUACUUUGUAUAUGAAGACACAACAGAGCACCACCAACUUAGCAAGCUGGACAGUUACGAGGUAUUGAGGUUAGAAUAACUCUUUUAACAUUGACGAGGUACUGUUUUCUAUAAAUAGCGGGGAAUGGGAGUGAGGGAGUGUCAAAAAUGACUGUUUCCUCGCUAUACUUACGCGGGUUUCGGAUUAACAAAAUUAUGCAAAUUAGUCAUUGACAGCCAGUUCCAAUAAGGCUCUUCCCAAGAAAUUAGGUAAAAUUGCCCUAAUGGUCAGAUUUAUAUUAAAAUAACAUUAGGGUAGGUACUAAAUUUUCUGUGUGAAGUGUAAUAUAAAAUUAUUAUUAAUGAAGAAGUUUAAUUCUGCUCUCAAUUAUACAAAAGAUUCUCCAUUAUUUUUUAAUUAAAAAGUUUUACAUUAUUUUUCAUUUCAUUUAACCAGUUGAUAUUUCCCCAAAGAACAGGUCAAACUUUCGGGUACUUACCUGGAAAUACUCAUAAAAUUUUUAAUCCGAAAACCGCGUAAGUAUAGCGAACAGACUGUAGAUGGAGGCACAAUGUCUUUAACUGCAUUAAACGUAUUUUGACCAAAAAUGUUAGUUACGAGGUCCUGCGUUGAUGCCCUCGAUAUAUUCCUUAAAAUAGAAAAACGGAUCCUAUAAAGUACUCCCCAAAAUUUAAUCAGUUCACCGUACGAUGGAAUAAAGCUUAGAUUUAAAAUUUGGAGUUUUUCUCUUGAUCCGUUUUUAAAUUAUCUUUAAAAUUUGCACUUUUUAUCAAAUAUCUCGAAUACAGUCCAUUUUAGAGAAAUUAUGUAUAAGCAAGAAUUAUAGAGAAUGAUAUCACAAACAACUUUUAUUUGAUCAAUUUUAUUAAAAAUUUGAAUUUUUUACUUUUUGUCAAAUAUGUCGAAUACAGAGCAUUUUAGGAAAAUUUUGUAUGGAACAUAAAUUAUAGAGAAUAUUACAAGCAACUUUUAUUUGACGAAUUUUUUUGUCCAAUAACAGAUAUAUUCCAUAAACUAGAAAAACGGCCUUUGUAAAGUACCCCCAAAUGUUUCAACUGUGCCCAAAAUUUAAUCAUUUUAUAAGAAAACCCGAAAAACAAACAUAGACUUAUUAAUUCGUUUAAUUUUUCAUACACAAGUUCAGGUCCAGAUUUAGAUUUAUUAAUUCUUUUACUUUCCUAUUUUUUUAUAUUUUUAAAAAAAUUAUUUGAAAAAUGUUUAUUUUAACGACUUCUCUACACUGUUAAAAAAUAUAAACUUAAGAUUCACCCUGUAUACAUUAUAUUCAACUUCAACUCCAAUCAACAUGCAUUUACUGUAGUCACCACCUAUGAUGAAGUUGUGCGGAUCUUGAAAGUCGUAUAUAUUGCAUUUUCGUUAUCACCAACUCGGCCGCUGUGUUAAAAAUAUCAGUUGGUGUGAAUCGCUUGACGGGUAGAUCCGAUAGAAAUGUAAAUAUAUGGCUUUGCUUCAUCGUAGUUGACGCCCACAGUACCUCUUUAAUUUUUUCAUUUUUCUUUGAUGUGUUUUUAUCUUUCGGAUGCCUUGUUUAACUUCUCUUUAUAUUAAAAUGUAUGACUCUUUCUUAUUCCAGUUGUGUGUGAUGUAAAUGUAAUCAUAAUUUAUACUGAUUUAAAAAAGAAUAAUCCAAUUUUACUUCAAUUCUAAUCGAUUUUUUCCAUAAAUGUACCUGAUGUAUUAAAAGAGGUAUUUUUGAAUUAAGAAACUAUAUAGACAAAACUCGACCACAAUGUUAUAAAAAAAGUUCUGCAUUAAAACAGAACAGAAUUACUUAUAAUUUUUAUUACAAUUAGGUAACUACUCUUUAAAAAGAAAAUACUAAUCUUUACUAUAAUAAAAUAUUGUUUACGGUUGAUAGUAACUGAAGUUCAUCAACUUUAUCAUAAACCCGCAUUGUUAUAACAAUCAAGUAUUAAUUGGUUGUGAUUGCAAUAAUAUGUAAGUACUCGUUCUCUGAAUAAGCAAUAUUGAUUUUAAAAACUAUCAUCACUGCUGAGAUCUAUUAAAAAAAAUUGAAAAUGUGUUAGACAAUUAUAGUUGUUGUAUUGCAGUAUUUAUUUCAAAUCAAAAAAAAGACUACUAAACUGAUAGAAAAUAUAAUAUUUGGGUUUUUAAGAACCUGUUUUUAUUUAUUUUUUUAUUAACUCACAAUUUUUAUUCCGAAAAUUUUGCAUAGUAAAUAGGAAGUCCCAUAAAGGGUGAUUCGUAAGGAAUGAAUUCGGCUAAAACUAACUUUUUUUUAUAAGUUAAUAACAAUUUGCAAAUCAUUGUUAAUUAAAUCCUACCUUCCUGCAGGUUUAGUCUUAUUUUUGAAGAAAAAUUAAUAGUAAAAAUAUUUUUAAAUUUUGAAUUUUAACAAUAUUGUUAUUUAUAUUUCUGUUACAUUCAUUGCUGAAUUUGAGUAUUUGUUUAAUUUUAAUCAAAACUUUCUGUUUACUGACGCGCAUUUCCAAAUCAAAUUAAAUAAUAUAAAUAACCGGUGAUCCAAAGUAUAUAUCAUCAAUCAGUUUAAACAGAGAGUGUAUAUUCUAAAUAAAAAAAUAUAAAGAUGCAGUUUUCACCAAUCGUUCUAGUUGACACUCAAUUUCCCUUGAGGUGCUUUUUAAAAUAUUUAUUUUUAAUGUUUUUGAGUAAAAAAAUUGCUUCCUUCUUAAUAUGAUCUAUAUUUAAUAAUUAUUUAUGUAUCAAGGGCGUAAACAGGCAUUUAUGGACCGCAAAUACAUACAAAAUGUUAUGCAUGACCCUUUUAAUGAUAAUUUAUUAAUAAAUAUACAGGAUGUAGUGCGUAAUUAUUCAAUAUUUCAAUUUGUGUUAUACACGUAAAAAAGUUUAAAAAAAAGAUAUAUGGAUUUGAAUGAUACAUAUUUUAAAAAUAUUUUUGAAUGUACAGGGUGUUGCGUUUUUGCCUGGCAAAUAAAAAUGUAUGUUUUUUUAAAUAGAAUGCCUGUAUUUUAUUUUAUUUUUAGAAUGGUUUGGUAAUACUGUAUUUAAUCCUAAAAUGCCAAGCAAUUUUUUUUUUUUUUAAAUUAGAGAAUAAUGUGGGGAUUAUAAUUUAGGUAGGUUUACAUUGAUUUCCAAAUUGUUUAAUGUACAGACUCAUGAGCUACUAAGCUAACAAAUAGUGGUUAUAGAACUGGUUUAUUUUAUACAGAGGGUUGUAAAACAUGUCUUAAAUAUGGCUAAAUUUAAGUUCAAUUUACUCAAUUUUUUCAAAUGCAACACCCUGUAUAUUAUUUUAGCAUAAAACUCCUUAUAAAUUUCCCUAUCCAACGAUACCAAUAUUUUAGUCAACACAUAUACAGGGUGUCCCAUCAGUGCGUAAUUGAUCGAUAGCUGUUUUAUUAUUGGAAAUAGGAAAAAAAAUAAUAUAAAAGUUGUAUGACCAUGUUUAAUAAAUAUUCUUAAAUAAACAGGGUGGUCCAUAAACGAGGGGCUCACCAAAUUUAUACAUUUUUAAAGCCAAACACCCUGUAGGUAGUUAUACAUAUUUGAUUAUUUGAUUGUUUUAACAUCGUCAAAUAAUUUUAAUAGACUUCAUUUAUUUGCCAUCUUGUAUAUAGGGUAUGUUAAAAUGCGGGAUAACAAUUUUUUAAUGAAAUACCCUAUAUGUUAUACCAGUGGUCGGCAAACUCAUUAGUCAACAGAUCCAAAUAGCAACAGUAAAACGACUGAAAUUUCUUUUAAGAGCCACAUUUUUUAAACUUAAUCCAUAUAAGUAAGUAUAUUGUUGUUAACUUAAUAAAAUUAGGGUACUCCUAUACGGACCUUUACUAAAAACGCCCUCAAUCUGAUUGAGGUCGACCCUUUCCAACUCUCAUCCAUACUUCUCUUGUAAACUUCUUUCAUCUAUUUCCUAUCGUCAUCCUCUUUAUAAUAAUAAAUAGUUUAUUAUUUAUUCGUAGAUACAUGAAUAAGGAGACAGUAUCAGUUAAAUAUUUAACAAAUUAUUAAAUUUACUUAUAUACGACUACACAGUAGAAGGAAAUACACAGAGUAAGAGUAAAUUAUUAGAGUAAGAAGAGUACCUAAAAUUGAAAGAAAUACCGAAAUACAAUGAGUAAGAAUGAAGUUGAAAGAAAUACAUUGAGUAAGAUUGAAGUUAAAAGAAAUGUUCAGAUUAAGAAAAAUUAGAACAAAAGAUUAAAAAAAUUGUAUUCAUUAAUUAAUUAUAAAUGAUUUUAAUUUUAUUGCACCACUUUAGAACUGGUAUAAUUGCCAAAUUUUGUUUUCGUUUGUUGAUGCUAGUAAGGAAUCCAAAUUGUUUGAAUGACUCCGUCUUUCAGUAACUAACGAAGUUCUUAAGGUCUCAUGAUGAGUCAGAUAAAUGAAAUAAUCCAUAAUUAUUUUUGCACCCCUACAUUCUUCAUCCUCUUUUUACAUAUUAGGGAAAAAUUAUACAAGCCAUAGGCUGUAGGCACAAGGAGUGAACAUCUAUCUCUAUAUUUUGUAUACAACGACUAUCACCUCUCCUGUGACCUGCGAGCGUGCGAGCUCAAAGAAAGUUCCAAUUUAGUAAUGCAUGAACUGUGGUUCUAUCAUUAAAUCAAUACAAUAUUUACGUAAUUCUUUGAUUCUAGAAUUAUGAAUUAUAUAUGCAAAUGAAAAAAUAACUUGAUUUUGAAUUAAAUCUUAAUAUUUUUGACCAUUGAGUUUACCAUCAAUGAAAAAGGUCCGAUAAUGUGAUCCCAUAAAAUACCAGUGGAAACAUUUAAUUUCUUAGGAGAUUGUAUGCAUGUCAGAGGAAUACUUAAAUGUUUAUUUUCUCGUGCACAAUGUCUCUGGAUUGUUAGUUGUGCAAUGAAAAAAGUUGACUUGUCGGUAAAUAAACAUAUAUUUUAAAAAGUUUUUAUUUUGACUUUGCCGAUUCUUCAUAAUUUCACAAAACUAUAAAAAAGUAGAAAAAAAAAUAAAAAGUAUAUAUAAAUUCAUAUAAAUUCGUAUAAAUUCGUAUAAAUUCGUAUAAAUUCAUAUAAAUUCAUACGAAUUCAUAGAAAUUCAUAUGAAUUCAAAUGAAUUCUUAUAAAUUCAAAUGAGUUAAAAUAAAUUAUUUAUUUCCGAGCGAAUUCAUCUAAGAAGUUUCACUUCUAUUGUAGAUUCAAUAACACACUCCUUUUUAACUAUCACAAAUUUCACCCACCUUUUAAAACUGUUUUCCGUACUGAUUUUUUUUUUUAAUUUAAGUCAAAAAUAGAAGCAUGAAGCUAAUAUUUUACUCAAAAACGGAACCUUUAAAAAAGUGUUUACCAAGAUGGAAUAAUACUUGAAUUAUUAUUAUAAUAAAUUGAUGGAAACCGCAUAUUUACAUGUUGGUAACUUUAUUCUCUGUGAAAUUGGUCCAAUAUCUUUUGGACACGUGCAGUUAAAAACUAGGUAGCUAUAUUAUUUUACAUGUUGUUGAAAUUAUACUUACAUGUUCAAUAUAGGCAUUUUCUAACAUUCCUGAAAAUCACGUACUGUUGAUAGAUCAUGUGACCAACAAAUGGCCCAAUGAUGUAAUCCUAAAUGUUCAUUGAUGGAAUUUCUUAAGAACGUUUGACAUUUUACAAUUUUAAAAUUUAAAACAAAAAAACUAAUUAAUAUAUUCGAAAUCUUUCGGUUUUACUGGAAUUGCAAUUAAGUUUGAUUGUUUAAAUAUAUCACUCUGUAUACUUUAAUUUUUUGGAAUCUACGGGUCAAAUUACAUGACAGUUUGUCUUUUUUUUGUUAAUAUAGAAAGCCAUCAACUGAAAAUAAUCUAAAUGGUGCAUGGUUUAAAAGAUUGUUAUAUGUAAUUUGAACCAUAGAUUCCAAAAAACAAAAAUAUAGCAUUAGCUAUUUAAAAAAUAAAACUUAAUGGCAUUUCUAGUAAAACAGAAAGUCUGCAAUUUUGUUUAGGCAUAAUUGAUAAUUCGAAAUUAUGUCUGGAAUGUUUAUCCCAAAUUUGAUUCAAAUGGCUUCAUAAAUGAGAGAUAUCGACAACAAACCAAAUUUUUCAUCCCCGUCUUAAUAAUUUAGGGUUAUGUUAAGUGGGUCAAUUAACUUGAAAAGCAGAUGGAUUUGGUGACAACCAUCCGAGAAUUAAAUGUUAGAAUCCGAUGUAUGACUCAUCUAAAAAUUGUUGAUGGAUAAAAGAACGGUUUUGAUGAAUAUUAGAAAAUGGCUAAUGAUGCGAAAAAAUGGCGUCAAUUUUUUUAAAUAAUUUAUUAAUACUUGUUGAGGAUAUUGUAAAGAUGUAAAUAAUACAAAUGCUUUAUUAUUGUUUACAAUAUAUCUCCUAAUAUUAUAAAAGACAGGAAUUCUCAUAAAAAUGUGCCAUCAUUUAAAUACAUUAUUAUUUUUUAAUUACCUUUCACAUUUCGUUUUGCUUUAUUUUGUUUGUAUAUAUUUUAGAUAUAGAUUGGUUUAUUUUUGUUAAAUAUUUAUUAAAAAUGUUAAGGUAUAAAUAAAAGUAAAAUAUUUU
Messenger RNA from Psylliodes chrysocephalus, 13357 nucleotides. The record is from the annotation of a GenBank genome assembly. Lineage: Eukaryota; Metazoa; Arthropoda; Insecta; Coleoptera; Chrysomelidae.